AUGGUUCGCGGCGCAGACUACGACAACGGUGUCCCCCAGAGCGACAACCCAAUCGAGAACGGUCCUAACAAGGCCCACGGAACCGGCAAUGAGCCCGCAGACCUGAGCCGCUCCCACAAGGCUGCUCCCAUGCCUGAACAGACUGGCUCCGGCCGUGACGUCCACCCUGGUUUGCCGACCGCUGGAUCGGAGCAUCCCAAUGGUGGGGCUGCGAAGCCUGUCUCCCUUGAUGAGAAGAACACCGCUGGGAAAUAA
This is a messenger RNA of Penicillium coprophilum, 255 nucleotides long. RefSeq lists its product as uncharacterized. The coding region runs from base 1 to 255 and encodes 84 amino acids. The transcript has 2 exons. The record is from RefSeq and is a predicted model, not a curated record. NCBI's taxonomy places the organism in Eukaryota, Fungi, Ascomycota, Eurotiomycetes, Eurotiales, Aspergillaceae.